GGCCGGGCGACUCCGGAGCUCCUCGGCCCGGUCCCCGGUGGCUCGCCGCGGACAGCAGCGCGGCUACGGGGCGGACCGCCGUACCCCGGUCGCGCCUGGCGGAGGAUAGCGGCGAGGGGCGCCCGCGGCCGCAGAGAGGGCCGCCGGUCGGGACGUUGACGGCACUUAACCUGGGGUGCCGCAGAGAAACGCCGUGCAUUGCGGGGGCAUCAGUACCCGGGCCAAAUUAGAAUUUAAAUCCGUUGUUUUGAGCACCAUGACGCUGAGGCUUUUAGAAGACUGGUGCAGGGGGAUGGAUGUGAACCCUCGGAAAGCCCUGUUGAUUGCCGGCAUCCCCCCGACCUGCACUGUGGCGGAAAUCGAGGAGGCUCUGCGGGCUGGUUUAGCGCCUUUGGGAGAGUACUCACUGCUGGGGAGGAUGUUCCGGCGGGUGGAGAACUGGAAUGUAGCCUUAGUAGGGCUAACCGAGGAGACUAGUCAUGCUCUGGUCCCUAAGGAGAUCCCUGGAAAAGGGGGUGUCUGGAGAGUGAUCUUUAAGCCUCCGGACCCGGAUAAUGAAUUUUUAAGCAGAUUAAACGAAUUCUUAGAGGGAGAGGGUACAACACUGGGAGAGUUGACCCGAGCUCUUGGAUAUGGAAACGACCGUUCCGACCUAGACCAGGACAGGAUCCCAGAAAUACAGGCCCCUAUGUUGGCACAGGCAUUAGAUGAGGCUCUUCAGCCUGCCCUGCAAUACCUGAAAUACAAAAAGCUGAGAGUGUUCUCAGGCAGCGAUCCUCCAGAACCAGGAGAAGAAGAAUUUGAAUCUUGGCUGUUUCAUACCACUCAGAUGAUGAAGACAUGGCAGGUGUCAGAUGCAGAGAAAAGAAGGCGAUUGCUAGAGAGCCUUCGAGGCCCAGCAUUUGAUGUUAUUCGAGUCCUUAAGAUAAACAAUCCUUCCAUUACAGUCGCUGAAUGCCUGCGGGCCCUUGAGCAGGUUUUUGGGGUUAUCGACAAUCCUAGGGAAUUGCAGGUCAGGUAUCUGACCACUUAUCAGAAGGGUGAAGAAAAACUGUCCGCUUACGUGUUAAGGUUGGAGCCUUUAUUACAGAAGCUGGUAGAGAGAGGAGCAAUCGAGAAAGAUGUUGUGAAUCAGGCCCGCCUAGACCAAAUCUUUGCCGGAGCAAUCCACAGAACGCUUCGCAGGAAGCUUCCCGUGCCAAAGGACGGCCCCGCCCCUGGCUUUUUGGAAUUACUGGCACUGAUAAAGGAUGAAGAGGCAGCUGAGGAGGAGGAGGCCCUUCUGUUAAUGUUUCCUAAGUGUGUCAUAGACUAGGAAGGGUGUAGUUCUGCACUAGUAUUUAUGUCUUUAAAUUUACCCCUGUGAAUUUGCCAUAUAAAAUCGUACAGAGGGUCUGGCACCACAUACGUAUGGUGCUCCGAGAGGAC
Neofelis nebulosa (Clouded leopard) is the source of this 1428-nucleotide messenger RNA. It is a transcript of the gene MOAP1, whose product is annotated as modulator of apoptosis 1. The record is from RefSeq and is a predicted model, not a curated record. Bases 257 to 1315 code for a protein of 352 amino acids. NCBI's taxonomy places the organism in Eukaryota, Metazoa, Chordata, Mammalia, Carnivora, Felidae. Gene Ontology annotation, biological process: regulation of apoptotic process. The transcript is spliced from 2 exons.